Symbiodinium natans is the source of this 4368-nucleotide messenger RNA. Lineage: Eukaryota; Dinophyceae; Suessiales; Symbiodiniaceae. The record is from the annotation of a GenBank genome assembly.
AUGCCACUCUUCCUCAUCAUCCUGCUGAGCACGCUUGCUUGGAGCAAGUCGGAGCUCUAUUUGGGAGCGAUAGGUGCAUGGACAGCUUACGCGCCGGACUUGCUGAUCGCCAUCAUCGCCGCGCAUUUGGACUUCCAGAAGAACUGGGAUGCAUCCGUAGCGGAGCGCUUUGGCCCGCCCAUCAUCCAGAUUCCUCAAGUCCAUCCAAACGCGACAUCCAUAAACCUUCGCAUUGGAACGACACAUGCUAGGCAAGAUGUGGGUGUAGCAUCUGCUUUGGACAUGAUGCUAGGGCUCGAUGGAGCGCCACCGGUCAUUGGGCUGAUCGGCGGGAGCUUAUCGUCGGUGACCAUGCCCAUUGCCACAAUGGCUGCAGUUCAGCAGGUCCCCCAGCUAUCUUUCUCGGCUACAAGCUUUGCUUUGUCCAACAAGGACGCAUACCCCUUCUUCCUGCGGACCGCCCCGCCAGACAAUAUCCAGUCUCGAGCCUUGUGGCGCUGGAUCUUGCAGUUCGAGGUAGUCCUGGCGACCUGCCUCUACACGACUGAAGGAUACGGCCAGGGUCUGUACACCGUUCUCAAGGAGCUUGCACAGGCCGAUGGUUAUCAGGACCGUGUCCAGGGCCAAGGGCUUCAAGAACCCUUUGACCGCGACGAGGCUCGCAAGGUUGCAAGAAUCGCCCGGCGGAUGGGCUCCCGAUUCAUCAUCUUGCUCAUGAGCCAAGUGAUGGCCAUGAGCUUCAUUUACGUCCUUGAGGAGGAGGGGAUGUUGAGCUCGGAGUGGCAGAUCGUGGGGUCAGACACCCUUUCCUCAAUUGGGAUUCGCCACGUGCUGCCUGUUGGCUUCAUGUUCUUCUUGUCAGAUGGCAAGGGCGAAAAGUUUCACGACUUCCGGCAGCUAUGGUCCAUGCUGGAACCAGAAGACAUCAUUGGUCCACAGAGUUUAGGCAAGUACAGGCUGAACAAGAUGAGAGAGCCAUUGGCAAAUGGAUCUGUCGAAGGGGUACUCACCGACACUUCCACUUGGGGCACUUCCUUGUCGGCCUACGCAGCAUUCUCCUUUGACGCUUUAUAUGCUUUCAUCAUUGCUAUCAACCAACUCUUGAACGCAGGAGUGCCGACCGACGCAAUUCAGGGCCAUGUGCUUCUCGAAGAGAUGCGCAAGACCAGCUUCACGGGUGUCUCCGGUGAGGUUAGCUUCGAUGAGAAUGGCGACCGGCUAGCUUCAUAUCAGCUGUGGAACGUGCAGCCGGUUGGCACAUCCUCCACACCCGCGUCACCCGAGGCGCGUGUCGCGGCCUCUUUCAGCGCCUCGACGCUGAGCUUCACCUUCCUUACCCAGGUGGUGUGGAUGGACUCGACAACAGGGCUUCGACCCCCGUCGCAGCUCUUUUCCUGCGACCCUGGCUUUUAUCAGGACCAGCAGUCGAAGCAAUGCAAGGAAUGUCCGAGGGGCCAGAUGUGUUUGGGAGGGCCUGCCGCUCCCUCUUUGCCAUGCCCUCGCGGAAGCUUUGCGAACGAGACAGGCAGCACGGAGUGCCGCCCGUGUCCUAGGGGCAACGUCGCCCGCGACGUGGGCUCGGCAGAGUGCAGCGAAUGCCUGCCUGGCUAUGCGGCGCCCGAAGAGGGUAUGGAGGCCUGCAAGCGCUGCGAGCCAGGCAGCUACAUGCCCUCCGCACAGGGCAUCCGAUGCCUUCCCUGUGGCAAGAACCAAAUCACUCUUUACAGUGGUGCGGAGGCUGAAUCAGAGUGCCUUUGCUCACAAGGUUCCUUCAUGUGCGAAGGCCGUGGUUGCAUACCCUGCCCAGAGGGGCUGUAUUGCCCCACAGGGCUGGCGCUCCCACAGCAACGGGGCGGCUUUUGGACAGAGCCAGUUUCCACUGGCUCACUGCAAUGUGCCUUCUCGGUCCUCCGCUGUCGGGACAAUCUUGAAUGCCCCGCUGGGCCACUGGGCACGUGUGCAGCAGGCAGGGAGGGGCGAGCAUGCAACAAUUGCAAGGAGAAGCACUUCCCCGUGGACGUUGGGUGUCAAUCCUGUGGUGAUGCCGACCUACUACCCGGAGUCAUCUUUGCCGUCUUUCUCCUGCUUGCAUUGAUUCUGCUCAGCAUCUCGGGCUUGGAGCCCAACCAAGUUAGCUUGAACACAUUGACAGCGACUGCAAUUGCAAGUCAGCUGGUCAUGGCAAUUCAAGCACUAGGCUCAAUCCGUGAACUGGCUAUCCAAUGGCAAGAGCCCGUAAAGACCUUGAUUGACUUGGCAAGCGUUUUGACCUUUGAUUUCCAUCUCAUACGCAUCACAUGCAUAUACGGAACAGAUAGUCCUGUUUUACUUUUCAUCAGUCAGCUGCUUGCCUGUCCAGCCGCCUGUACUGUUCUCUUGUGCAGCUGGCUCCUGUCAAGGGUGUUCGGGCGUCCCAAACCAAUGGACGUCAUCCUCAACCACUGCGGCCUCCUCUUCUUUGCAUUUUUCUUGUCCAUCACUUUGACCACUCUUAUGCCUUUCCAGUGCGUGCCAAAUCCAGACGGAAGUGCUUCGAUGAUGACAGACCCUGGUAUUGUUUGCUACCAGUCCGAUGAGCACGCGACUCUUGUCGGGCUGGCUGUGAUGGGACUCUUUACGCAGCCCGUGGCUGUUCUGGGAUGGGCGACUUUUGCCAUCAUGAUGUACCCGUCACGCGUGGCCACUGGAAGAGGCCUUCGCCUUGUAAACAAGCACCGCUUCCUUUUCCACCGCUUCAAGCCGCGGAACUAUUACUAUGGCCUGGUCCUCCUUUAUCGCAAUGGCCUCGUCGCCCUUCUGCCUGUUGUUCUCGUUGGGGCACCAUCACUGCAAGUGCCACUGAUGGGUGCCGUCCUGAUUGCCAGCCUAGCCGUGCAGGCGCACACUUGUCCAUGGCGUACUGCAAGGGCGAAUCUGGUUGACCUUCUACUGACGGCGUUUCUCCUUGUGAUUCUGUUGGGGGCUGCCCCGCUCUUGAAAAUGGAGGAUGACGAGUCCACUGCCGUACUCGGAUGGCUACUUUGCAUCCCUGUGCUGGCUAUUUUGGUUGCGGCUUUGUUGGCCCUGUUGAAAACAGCCAUCAGCAGUUUCCAAAAUAGGCACCUUUAUGGCAUCUUCCUUUGCCAUCACAAGGGGGGUUCAGGCAGUCUCUGCCGGCUCAUGAAGAUCUUGAUCGCCAGGCAUUCGUCCACUCGUGUGUUCUUGGAUUGCGAUCAGCUGGAGAACCUCGACUAUCUUUUCGACAUCGUUCGGACGGCUACAAGAAGCGUUGUGGUUGUGCUUACUCCCGAGUUGUUACGCAGAGUUUGGUGUGCCGGAGAAAUCGCAACUGCCUGGAAGAAUAGGAUCACUACCGUGCCGCUAGUUUGUGAUGGCUUCCAUGCAUUGUCAGAUGAAGCACAGAAGCUGAUCCCAACUCUCUGGACUCCUCAGCAAAAGCAGAUACUCGCCAACUAUGGGGUGGAGAUUGAUGCAGUGAACGGCGCCUAUGCUUGGUUGCAGCAUGAGCUGACUGCGUUGGAGAUGCCCCGAUUUGGUGCAGUCACUGGCCGAGAGAGCGCGGUUCUCGAGAUGCUUCGUCGGUGUGGCCUGGCUCCUCCCGUGCGAUCGAACCUUAGUAUCCUCAAGUCCUCGAGCUCCUCACAGGGCGUCCAGGCAAGGGCUCGCAUUUUGAUUACAAGCUCCGUUGCGGAUGCGGAGUCCUUGUCUGCUUGUGAAGUGUUCAUGCUGAUGCUGAUGGCCCACUUGCAUGUAGAGUGCGUGGUCGUCCAGAGUGCUCGGCAAAUGGCGAGUUGGAAGCCAUUUGCCUACUACCUCGUCAUCUUGCUCUUCAGGGGCAUGUUUCGGGAUAGCAGCUUUGCCAAAAUCUUGCUGAGCGCCAAUGCUCCCUCACCGAGUGGUCGGUGCCUUGAGCUGGUCUCGGUAAUCGCGGACUCGCACUUCGACUUCCCGAGCUUGGAGAGCUUGGAGAUGGACGAUACCUAUCUAGCACGCGUGUCCAGCAUGGAUAGCGAUCGGCCACUUCAUGGUCCCUCUGAUUCCCGGAAACUGCUGAAUGCCUACCAGAAUCUGCUGAAUGUGUUGGCUUUGCCGUUCUCGCCAUUGGCAUCGGAAGGUUUGCAGCAGAAACAAGUUGCAGAGAUCGCAACCCGCAUGCACAGGUACAAGGACGCAGCAGCGGCAGCCUCCAAAGACGAAGCUGAUGACAAUGCGCUUCAAGCUGGUGAAACUGGGGAAUUAGGCUCCGAAGCCGCGUAUAUGUCGUCAGACUGCGCGGAGUUCAGCGAUUUUAUGAACUUUGUGCCGCAGGCCUUCAGCCUCCUCUCUGACGAUGGCUUCGACCUGCGCAGUGACACAUUCUCCAUGUGA